UGCCGGGAUUUUGUGUUUGAGGAACCGACGUACUGGAGUGAAGUACCGAGCUUUCCCAUCUUUUUUGUUUAUUUUCGCAAUAAUUCAAUGUGGUAACUGACCGUUAAGAUGUCGAGUGAGGGCAGCAGCAAGUACUUGUUCUUCAUCAUUGUGAAAGAGCUUCGGAAUUCAUGUCUCCCUCAAGGCUCCAUAUGUUACAUUGAAGAGAUGCAGUAUGUCUCAAAGAUAAACAGCGAGGAGCACAUGAAGACUUUGGAAGUCAAGAGCAUGCGUUACUGGGUGACAGAAAGGACAGUGCAGGUGGAUGCCCUGCAACAGCUCACAAAGAAGGAGGCGGAGCUUCUGCAGGCCCUAGACAAGGACAAGGACAGGUUCAAGUGUUUUGAGGACAGGAAAAAGCUGGACUUUGCCUUGAGCCUCUCCAAAGACAGCCCUGUUGAAGUGAAUGUGAGAGGGGAGUGGUGUGAGGGUGUGGUCCGUUAUAUUGGGGGUAUCAAAGAGCCAGAAAGGCAACACCCAAUUACUGGAAUGUUCUUCGGGAUUGAACUGAUGGGGAGGCAUAAGGGAAAAGGUGGGAGUAUUGACAGUUUUGGACUAAAGUUCUUCACCUGUGAGAGGGACUGUGCUGUCUUUGUCCCUUUUACCAUGGUCCAAGGUGCGCCCUCCAAAGAGGAUUCAUAUAAAAAUGGAGGAGACUUUAACCAUGACAACAACAUGCUGAGUGACGAAAGCAACACAUAUUUGUUCUUCAUCAUUGUGCAGGAGCUUCUGUACUCAUUUGACCACCCUCAAGGCUGCAUAUGUUAUAUUGAGGAAAAUGAAUAUUUGUCACAGGUGAAGACUGAGAACAGCACGACUUUGUUUGUCAGAUGCGUAGAUUCCAGGUUGAUAAAGUCUGUCGUGAGUGUGGAUGCCCUGCAACAGCUCACAAAGAAGGAGGCGGAGCUUCUGCAGACCCUAGACAAGGACAAGGACAGGUUCAAGUGUUUUGAGGACAGGAAAGAGCUGGACUUUGCCUUGAGCCUCUCCAAAGACAGCCCUGUUGAAGUGAAUGUGAGAGGGGAGUGGUGUGAGGGUGUGGUCCGCUAUAUCGGGGGUAUCAAAGAGCCAGAAAGGCAACACCCAAUUACCGGAAUGUUCUUCGGGAUUGAACUGAUGGGGAGGCAUAAGGGAAAAGGUGGAAGUAAUGACAAUUUUGGACCAAAUAAGUUGUUCACCUGUGAGCGGGACUGCGCUGUCUUUGUCCCUUUUACCAUGGUCCGAGGUCUGCCCUCCAAACUGAAUUUAGGUAGUAAAUGUGAGCAAAACAAGUUGAGUGACCAGAGCAGCCAGUAUUUGUUCUUCAUCGUCGUGAAGGAGCCUCUGCACUCAUGUGACACCCCUCAAGGCUGCAUAUGUUGUGUUCAGAAGGAGGAGUAUGCUUCAAAGCUGAAUUCCAAGAACAUGACGAGUUUGGUAGUCACAUGCAUGAACUCCAAGUUAUUGCCGAAGGUCAUGAGUGUGGAUGCACUGCAAGAGAUCACAAAGGAGGAGGCGGAGCUUCUGCAGGCCCUAGACAAAGACAAGGACAGGUUUAAGUGUUUUGAAGACAGGAAAGAGCUGGACUUUGCCUUGAGCCUUUCCGAAGACAGCCCUGUUGAAGUGGAUGUGAAUGGGGAAUGGUGCGAGGGCAUGGUCCGCUAUGCUGGGGGCAUCACAGAGCUAGAUAGGCAACACCCAAUUACCGGAAUGUUCUUCGGGAUUGAACUGAAGGAGAAGCAUAAGGGAAAAGGCCAAACUGAUGGUACUUACAGAGGGAAGAAGUACUUCGCCUGUGGCAGGGACUGCGGUGUCUUCGUCCCUUUUACCAGGCUUCGAGAUUCGGCUCCCAAACCUCUGGACCCCCUGCUGCCGUGGAAAGGAGUAUCGGGGUACCAAGAAGAGCCACUGGUCGUUGGAGAGAGGGUCACUUUCUUUACUGACGAUGACCGAGGCCGACAUGGUAUAGUGAUGGGCCUGGAGAAGAAGCAGGGCAUGGUCUAUGUGCUCGUGUCCACGGACACGCACGAGAAGGGGGAGGACGGGAGUCCCCUGAGCAUCCCUCUGCAGUGUGUCAUUAAGGAGGAGCUGCUCUCUCCAGACCGACUGGAACCAUGUAUGACCCCAAACGUAGAGGAUGUCACCUUCAGCCUGGGCUCCAUGGUGGAGGUGAAGCUGUUUGAGGGCAGAACCGCGUACGGCACCAUACGCUGGAUCGGCACGUUGCCGGGCUACGACGGAAUCAGGGCCGGUUUGGAGCUGGAGGAGGACAUAGGAGUGAGUGACGGCACUUUUAAGAACAAGCGCUUUUUCCAGUGUCCCUACAAGAGAGGCCUGUUCGUCAGGCUGGCUUCCUGUCGCAAAGAUACACGCUUCCUGUCUGCAGCGCCGCCGGACGCAGCGGUCUCGGAGAGAAACGGAGACAGAGGAGCGGACGAACUCGUGCCGGGAAGAGUGGCUCCGCUCACGUCGGACAAAGUGCUCAAGAUGCUCAUGGGCGACAUGAAGGGAAUCCAGGGACACUGCAACUCCUGCUACAUGGAUUCUGCUCUCUUCAGCCUGUUCUCCUGCUCUUCUGUGCUGGACUCGCUGCUCUUCAUGUCUGUGCCCCAGGAAGACGCCCAGAUCCAGAACAUCCUGCUCCAGGAAAUCGUGAACCCCCUGCGAACUAAGGGCUUCGUAUCGGAGAAAAGUAUGAUGAAACUGCGCAAGAAGUUGCAGAGCAGCGGACACUGCCCCACCUUCACCACAGAUGAGAAAGAUCCCGAGGAGUUCCUCACCCUUCUUAUGAGUGACAUCCUUCGCCUGGAGCCGCUGCUUAAGCUGUCAACGGGCAAGAAAGUGCAGGAGAGCUACUACUAUCAGAUUUUCCUGGACCAAAAUCACAGCCUGGUGCUGCCCACGGUGCGGCAGCUGCUGGAGCACUCCUUCUGGAGCAACUCGCUCAGGUUGGCUGAGGUUCCGGCCUGUCUCAUCCUGCAGAUGCCCCGGUUCGGGAAAACGUUCAAGAUGUUUAAUAAAAUUAUUCCAACGCUUGAGCUGGACAUCAGUGACCUCCUGUUGGACAAUCCUCAGGAGUGUAUACUGUGUGGCCAGCUGGCAGAACUGGAGUGUAACAACUGCUUUGUGGACGACACCUUCGGGAACACGGGCUUCAAACAGCUGUGUGGCAAAUGUUCACUCCAGGUACACAGCCACCCCAAGAGAAGUUCCCACAAGCCCAGUCAUCUCCGCAUCCCUGACGGCUUCCGCCCGUCGGCCAUCCCUCCCAAGGAGAAGCUCCAGUUGUUUGCGGUGCUCUGCAUAGAGACGAGUCACUAUGUCUCCUUCGUCAGACACGGCCGCUGCCCGGAGGACUGGGUCUUCUUUGACAGCAUGGCAGACAGGCAGGGUGACCAGGAUGGAUACAACAUCCCUCGCGUCCAGGCUUGUCCCGAAGUGGCGCGCUACCUGGAGAUGCCGCUGGGGGAGCUGGCAGCCCUGAACCCACGGGACAUGGAGGGCGUGGCCAAGCGCCUCUUCUGCGAUGCCUACAUGUACCUGUAUGAGAGUCCGCGGAUGGGGCUGUACCACUGAGGGAGCGCUCUGCCAAUCGAUGUCAAGCUUGGACGUCAUGGUCGGUGGUGAUGCACCACCCCUGCGCUCGGGGCCUGGUGUCCAGCUUCCCCUGGAUGCCCAAGGACAAGCAGCCUUUAGCAUUUACCUUGCUGCGGGGUUCAGAUGCCUCUGCUUUAGCGGUGUAUCAUAUAUCAAUAUUUCUUGUAAGUGAUCUCUGUCACAGCCUUUUUCAUGACAACUAUUGAAAUGUAAAGUAAUUGAACAACUAAUAAGCAGGAGGAGGAGGAAAAUGAGACGUUUGUCCAAGGCUUCUCCUGCUGGACUGUACACUUUUUUUAAUGUCAAACACUUCCUGAGGGACAGUGGGGAUUUUUAGUCCUGGACUGCUCAGAACUUACCUAGUCGGUAAGUGUGUGUACCCGUGCUGUUCUGAGUGCCUGUUGAACCCUCGCUCUUGUAGCCUGGGGGGGUUUUCCUUUGGCAAAAGGGACCAAACUGAUUGCGUCCCCUGUUGCCGUUUGCACUUUCUACUCUGUUGCCUGCUGUGGACGUCCAGACGACGCUGCAAUGACUGCCUCAGCCUCACGGUGGCGCCCACAGUCAAUGUACCUGUAGCCCGCUUUGCGCUCAAGGGCCGCGCUGGGUUUACUACGGUAACAGCGUGUGGAUGUGUGUCUGUCCUUGAUGGAAAUAAUUUAAAAAAAAGACAGUCGCUGUCUGGGAUUCAGAGGAUAAGAUGACAAUAAACGGAUGUUUGUAACAAAAAA
Scleropages formosus (Asian bonytongue) is the source of this 4343-nucleotide messenger RNA. RefSeq names its product cylindromatosis (turban tumor syndrome), like (gene cyldl). The coding region runs from base 109 to 3594 and encodes 1161 amino acids. NCBI's taxonomy places the organism in Eukaryota, Metazoa, Chordata, Actinopteri, Osteoglossiformes, Osteoglossidae. Gene Ontology annotation, biological process: protein deubiquitination. Gene Ontology annotation, molecular function: cysteine-type deubiquitinase activity. The record is from RefSeq and is a predicted model, not a curated record. The transcript has 19 exons.